This is a messenger RNA of Angiostrongylus costaricensis, 432 nucleotides long. Lineage: Eukaryota; Metazoa; Nematoda; Chromadorea; Rhabditida; Metastrongylidae. The record is from the annotation of a GenBank genome assembly.
AUGAGUAUCCUAGCUGUGACAUCCGCAAUGUUGAUUGUUGGUAUUAAUCGAUUUAAUGUGAGCUUAAUGUAUCCAACAUUACUCGCUCGUAUGUUGUUUAUCAUUUUUGUGCAGGUUUUCGGUGUGUCAACUGUUGUCGCUCCGCAUCGAACACAUUCACGAUGGGAGUCGUAUCGAGAGAAGACGGAAGAGGAGCCGGAGUCGAAUGUAGCGCUACGAUUAGUGGUGCUUGUAUUCGCCAUGCUCAUCAUUACCAUAAUUGUACUUUACUGUAUCUAUCUGGUGGUACGUUGUAUACAAUAUGUGAAGUACUACUGCCGAAUGAAGGAACGCCGAGAGUCACUGAUUCAAGCUGGUAUGAUCGAUCCAGACGCUGGCUCACGUCGAACAUCGUCGUUGGCAGGAGUGGCGGCAUUCUUAGCUGAUCGUUAA